This is a messenger RNA of Theobroma umbraticum, 856 nucleotides long. RefSeq names its product acylphosphatase family. NCBI's taxonomy places the organism in Eukaryota, Viridiplantae, Streptophyta, Magnoliopsida, Malvales, Malvaceae. Gene Ontology annotation, molecular function: acylphosphatase activity. The record is from RefSeq and is a predicted model, not a curated record.
UUAGUUUUUCAAAGUCCUCCCUUCCAAGAAACAGGCUCCAAUUUCUCUUCACAUUUCUCUCCACCUAUAAAAACCAAUCAUAUCAAAAAGUCAAAAUCGAAAUGGCAGCAGCUCAACAACUGAAACCAUGCUUAAUCUUAAUCAAUCAUCAAACGAGCACUAGAUUCUUCAUAUUCCGGAACCACAAGAAUCUUCACAGUCUUCCACCCAGAAGAUGGUUUCAAAAUGCGAAUAUUUGUUUUCCUCAUAGAUUCCCCUCUCGGUCUUAUUUUAACUCUCCUUCUUGUCAUCCUUCUUUCACGCUUUGCUCUCGUUUUCCUCUUUCUCGGCCUCCUUUUCCUUCUCUGUUCCCACUUAGUUUUUAUCGUUUUCGAUCUCUUUUAACUUCAAUGGCCACUCCUCAAGCUGCCAAUGACUCCUCUCAGCCUUCCCAAACCAAAACCGUGCGGGUUGUCAUAAAGGGUAGGGUUCAGGGUGUCUUCUAUAGGAACUGGACAAUAGAAAAUGCCACUCAACUGGGCUUGAAGGGUUGGGUCAGGAACAGGAGGGAUGGUUCAGUUGAAGUUCUUUUUUCUGGGUGCCCGGACUCUGUCCAGGAGAUGGAGCAGAGGUGCCGUCGUGGUCCACCUGCUGCCAUGGUUACUGGGCUUCAGCUUUUCCCUUCCAAUGACGAUCCUGGCACUGGAUUUGAGAGGAGGCCAACAGUCUGAUCACUCUUUAUGUGAAGAGAUUACUGCCCAUUCUAUAUAGUAUGUAUAAUCUUGUUCUCUGAGGAAUAAAACAGCUGAGUGGUUGUGAAAUACUGAUGAUGUUGUUAAAAAGUAUGGAUAUUAAUGAAUUCGAGUAUAAUUUGUGA